Molecule: messenger RNA, 2307 nt
Organism: Andrographis paniculata
Lineage: Eukaryota; Viridiplantae; Streptophyta; Magnoliopsida; Lamiales; Acanthaceae
Product: pentatricopeptide repeat-containing protein At2g27800, mitochondrial-like
Exons: 4
Coding region: 520-1707 (395 amino acids)
Molecular function (GO): protein binding
Source: RefSeq, a predicted model, not a curated record
ACCACUCCAACAAUCCAAUUCACGCGCCGCCGUCACCCACCUUGCCCUCCCCCACUUUCUUUACCCGUCUUUCUUCUUCCUUUUUCUUUCUUUCUUCGUUACUUUCUCCCCCUCUUCUCUUUUUUCUUUCCUUUUCUUCUAAGUUGCGCCGCCGCCGCCGCCCGCUGGAGUAUCCGGUGCGGCUUUUUUUAAUUUCCCUCUCUUCCUUCAUUUCCCUCUGAUUGUUCCUCUGAUUGUGCUUCCGUUUACUAGGAAAUCGAGUAUGUUUUAACAUUUUCCUCAUCUAUUUUUUCAUUUUUUUUGCUUCUUCUACCGGUGGUCUCCGGUCGCCGGCGCUUCCGUUUCAGACCUCUUUGCCCAAGUUUUUCCGGUAGCUAGGGUGCACAGAAAAUCGCACAAACAAACAAACAUUGCCAAGUUUAUUCUUUAACACCAGUUUUGCUUGUAGGUUUUGUAAGUCGUUAGUCGAAAAUUUUGGGUCAAAUACAGUUCGUGAAAGCUCACAUUCGAAGUUCCACCAUGUUCGCUCAAGUCAGGUAUCGGUUGCAACAGACAAUUCUCCGUUCGCGCAUCGUUGAAAACCCUAGAACUCCGAUCUCCAGUACAGGAUCGUGCGUUUCCUUAUAUUCCACUUCCACAAGGAUAUACAGAGGUCCGAUUUCGAGAUCACUGCGCAAGCGAAUCAACAGAAGAGCUAGAUUGGCAGCAAAACCUGUUCUAGACAAAACAGUUUUCCAAAAAUGUGUAUCUCAGCUGCUGCCUAGGUUCACCCCGGAGGAUCUCCACAAUGUGAUAAUCGAACAGGACGAUCCAUUGGUGUGCUUGGAGCUCUUCAAUUGGGCGUCUCAGCAGCACAGAUUCAGGCACACCGUGUUCACCUAUCACGUCACGAUCCAAAAGCUCGGUGCGGCCAAAAUGUACAAGGAAAUGGACGAUAUCGUCAAUCAGGUUCUAGCUAUCCCUAACCUGGGCUCUGAGCCUCUUUUCAAUACCAUGAUAUAUUACUUCACUGAGGAUAGGAAGCUUGUUAGGGCUGUGAAUAUAUACAAGCAUAUGCGUGCUUCCCGGAAUUUAGAUUGCCGGCCGUCGAUUCGUACCUAUAACAUAUUGUUUGCAGCAUUUCUGAGCCGCAGGACGAACACCUAUAUUAACCGAAUGUAUAUGGAGACAAUAAGGUGCCUGUUCAAGCAAAUGGUUGAUGAUGGAGUCGAGCCCGAUAUUUUUUGUCUGAAUGCUAUGAUAAAAGGAUAUGUGAUGUCACUUCAUAUGAACGAUGCCCUUAGGAUUUUUCAUCAGAUGGGUGUUGUGUAUAGUUGUCAGCCUGAUUCGUAUACGUAUGAUUAUUUGAUCCACGGUUUGUGCGCCCAAGGUCGAACGAGGAAUGCAAAAGAGAUUUGUAGUAGAAUGAAGGGGAAUGGAUUUGUGCCUAGCGGCAAGUCUUAUAACUCUCUUAUCUGCUCGUUGGCUCUCGAGGGUGAUGUUGAUGAGGCAGUUAAAUUCUUGUGGGAGAUGGGCGAGAACAAAAGAGUAGCUGACUUUAUUACAUACCGGACCGUUCUUGAUGAGACAUCCCGGCAGAAAAGAAUAGGAGAUGCUUUGAGUUUGCUGCAGGAAUUUCGAGAAAAAAGGGUUGUCGAUGAUCAUAUGUAUGGAAGGCUAUUACAGGAGCUGGAAAAUGAUUCUCAGAGCUUUUAUAUGAGAAGUUAGUUCUAAUUUGAGUGGCAAUGCCGAUUUGUUUGACGAACUAUUCAUUGGAGAAAAUCAUCCUAGAUCCUUAUUUUAAUAGAAUCACAUCUAAGUUACAGUUGCAACAUUGUGAGGAAGAUGUGACAGAGAUUGAUGUAAAGCCUGAUGGCUCCCGGGGCGCCAAGGCAAGGGGCGAUCGCAAGAGUCUUGGGGAGCUUGGGCUGUGGCAUCUACCUGAUGGAACCAUCUGUCCUCAGGUGUAAGCAGAAUCAAAACCGAAAACAGACCUUCAACCUGGUAAGCAGAAAUUGGGUUCUGAUAAUCAUGCUGGUCUUAGAUUAGGAAUGAAAAAGAACCAAGAUGGUUUCUGGGAAAUUAACAAACCCUAUGGGCUUCAGGGUAUUCCUUCUACAAAUAGAUUUUUGGAUUUAAAUUUUUGAAAUAGUAAAAAGUUUAAAUUUGAAAAGUUGUUUGAUGUAAUAUAAACAAAGAUGGAUAUAAUAUUUUAAAUGUAAAAUAGAUAUAACAUAGAUUAAUAGUAUUAGGCUGAAACCAAGUCACACUAGGCGAAUCAUGUAUGACAGAUCAAGGGAACUAUGAUUACAAUUUGUUGCAUAGGAA